AUGAGGCUCCGCCUGAGUAUCCGCCGCCACAACCUGCCCGCGGCCGAUCUGCUGUGGGCAGUGCCUGACGACAGGGCACACGACGCUUUUACCGUCGCCCAGCUGCUCGAGAACCUCAACGACAUCAUCCCGCUCGAGAGCCCGCAUUGGGGCCUGGAGGACUACGCCGUCGAGAUCAACAACUACGAGGCCCUGCACUUCCAGAAGGUCAAGGACAUAUUCAAGGACGAGGACCAAGUUUGCAUUCGCUAUCUCACCCAACCCGAGCUUCGCGCACGCCAUAUCGCCGGCCGCGAUCAGAUCAAUGCUAACGGCCAGCAUCUUAUUGAUGGCAUUCCCUUCGGCAAAUCCUACUUUGCCUCCCGCAAGCCCUAUCGUCCGUCCAUCAACAUCCCUCCUUUGAAGAACCCUAUCGCCGAUGAAGACGCCUUUCCUGCGCUCCUCGAAAAUGCGCCUCAACUGCAGGACCACAAUGAUGAGGACGAAGACGAUGAAGACUUCGACGUAGAGCAGCCGACCCCGAAGCGGAGAAGGUUGGACUCUGUGAAGUCAGACAAGUCGGACAAGAGCGUGCAUUUCCAAGAAGAUGACGGUAUGCUAGCGCUUCUUUCGGAUCUCGACGAUACUGAGGAGGAAUAUCAAGUUGCGUCUAGCGACAAUGUUUCCACUAGCAGCAUCGCGGACAGCUUGUCGGACGUCUCGAGCCGCGCAGCUUCUAACACUAAAAUGGCCGAUGCCGCUUUGGUCGAUAACUCUUCAGUGUCUAGCUCUGAUUCAGACUCGUCUUCUGACGACUCGGACUCUUCUUCCGACGUCUCCUCGUCUGACGACUCUUCGUCCGACAGCGACUUAUCUGAUGCCAAUUCAUCCAGCGAUUCAUCCGACUCGGACUCGUCUUCCUCUGACGAAGAUGAUUCCGCCUCCAGUUCAGAGCCGGAUGAGAUCAGUUCCAAAGUUCCUGCCACUUCGGCUCAGAAGGGUGCUGGCAACCAGAAUGGCUCACCGAAGCCAACUGGUGCGCCUUUCCAAGGUCUAGAGAGAACCAAAGCGCGCAAUAGGCGUCGUCGCCUUGGCAGACUCCAUAAGAAGCUGAAAGAGCUUCAUGGGAGCCACGUGCCCUCUGAACAAACUGAAAAGGAGCUUGAACGUUUGGAAGCCGAUAGGCUCAAAGAGAAGAAGGAGGCCUUCCUCAAGAUGCUCAAUACCUUUACGCCCGAAACCACCACCCCAGAGAAGAAUGUCCUAGCUGAUCCAGUGUCUACCUUCACAGAUGCUAAAACUGCAGAGGGCGAAGCAGUAGACUUGGACGUCCAGGGGGGUCUUCUAGACAAGUCGGGGAAGGAAAACCACGACUACGAGGCUCAAAAGUCUGCUGUCAAUUCCACACCAAACAGUACCUCUAAGCCGACCCAGGAGAUCACGAGCGAAAUCGCAGAUACUCCAGCCCCCAAGCGUAAGCGCAUCGAUGUCGGUAGCUUCCGUCGCUUGACUAUGGGGUCACUGGGUCUCCGUACUCCAAAGAACAAGGAGGAAGAACAGAAGCUGAGGGAUAAGAUAGCUGCCAACGCAAACGGACGUGGCAAAAAGACGCCCGAUGCCAAGUCCUCGGUGCAGGCAGAAGACGAUGAACCCGAGGAUCUCCAGGAUCCCGAUGCCUGGAAGUCUAGAAUCGAGCUAAAGGCGUUCGAAGUUUCUGAUGAGAACGUACAGCAGCUGAGUGCGCCUCCUUUCCCGUUCAAGCAACGCUGGGAUCAGCAGCAGCAUUACUUCAAUGAGUAUGAUCAGGAGUACGAGACCAAGAAGAAGAACAAGAAAAAGCGUAAGAGGAACAAUCAGACCUAUGACGAGCAGGAUCAGUACUACGAACCAGAAGGAAACGAGGAAUGGGCCAUUCUUAACUAUGAUGAGGUCGAUGCUGCACAGUCGCAGCUCCUCCAAGAGACGCAGGAUGCGCAGAGCAUGACAGAAGUUUCGGAGAAGCGCCAGAGGUCCAGCGAGGGGACGAGUGCGGGCGAUGACCUCCCUCCUCUGCCUUCGGAUAUUACUACUCUGCAAAAGCUGGCGCCAGCGGAUAUUCACACCGGCUCUGUCGUUGUCUACAAGGAGAUGGAAGUUUCAGAACUAACUGGCUGGCAGCCUGUCAUAUCUGAGUACCGCAGAGCCAGGGUCUUGGAGGUCGAUGAAGAUGCUGCAUAUUUGCAGCUUGCUGCUCCUGACGUUCCACGUAAGCAAGCUGCGAUGCGUGCUGGCAACAAAGGUGGAAAGCUGGAGUCGAAAACUUUCGUCAUUACUGAAGAGGAAGAUGAAGAAGAGGAUCCAAGCAAGCGAUGGGUUGAGUUCACAAAUAUGGCCGACUUGUUGCUCCUACAGGCUGCCUCUGGCGACGAGGCUAAAGCACUUGCUGAUGUCCACAUGGCUGAUCAAAACGGAGAGGGCUCGGCUUCGAGUGAGACUGAUGCGCAUGCCACUGGCACUAAGGAGGACAAUGCGGACGAAGGUACGACUGACUGA
Molecule: messenger RNA, 2511 nt
Organism: Lasiodiplodia theobromae
Lineage: Eukaryota; Fungi; Ascomycota; Dothideomycetes; Botryosphaeriales; Botryosphaeriaceae
Product: Solute carrier family 40 (iron-regulated transporter) protein
Exons: 3
Coding region: 1-2511 (836 amino acids)
Source: RefSeq, a predicted model, not a curated record